AUGGAGGACCAACAUUGCGGAGACUCUCUCUUCCCAACCUCCACCCUCAUUCCGGUCACCACCAUUUGCAUCCUACUCUUCAUUAUUGGCAUAGUUGGCAACACCAUGACCAUCCUCAUUAUCAACCGCUUCAAGGACAUGAAGACCACCACCAACCUGUAUCUCUCCAGCAUGGCCAUCUCAGACCUGGUCAUCUUCCUCAGCCUCCCAUUCGACCUUUACCGCCUCUGGAAGUAUGUACCCUGGGUCUUUGGGGAGCUGGUGUGCCGUCUAUCACACUACACCAACGAAGGAUGCACCAACGCAACUAUCCUUCACAUCACAGUGCUCAGCAUGGAGCGUUACCUGGCCAUCUGCUUCCCUUUCAAAGCCAAGGCUUCCAUCACCAAGAGAAGGGUCAAGUAUGUCAUUCUAGCUCUCUGGAGCUUCGCUCUAUUGUCUGCUGCACCAGUGUUCUUCCUGAUGGGCGUGGAGUAUGAGAACGAGACAAUUCCUGACCCAGGCACUAGGCAGUGCAAGCACACGCGCUAUGCCAUUGAAUCGGGGCUGCUGCACACCACUAUCUGGGUGUCGACAGCCUACUUCUUCUGCCCCAUGUUCUGCCUGCUCUUUCUGUAUGGAUCCAUUGGUCGAAAGUUGUGGAAGAGUCGUCAUGAGCUUCAUGGGCCCAAUGCAGCAGCCAGACAGAAGGUCAACAGGCAAACCGUCAAGAUUCUAGCUGUUGUUGUGUUGGUUUUUGCCAUCUGCUGGCUGCCUUACCACAUUGGUCGGUUCCUCUUCACACAUGUGGAUGACUAUCACUCCGCCCGCCUCAGUCAGAACUUCAACGUGGCCUCCAUGGUGCUCUUCUACCUGAGCGCCUCAAUUAACCCCGUCCUUUACAACCUCAUGUCCAACAAGUACCGCUCUGCCAUCAAACGCCUCUUUCUGUUGCCUCACAGGAGCCAACAUAGACCCAAUCAGAGACAUAUCUCAACCUGUGAUGACAUCACCAUGUGCUCAGAAAUGUUCAAUGGGGUGAAAGAGACCACGAUGACAGAGGAGGGCUUACGGUAACAUCAUCCUUGCUGAAGAGGAGCUCUGGAACCUGGGAGAAGUGAAGUUGUGGGCUUAUUGGAUAAGAACUGGAUAAUUGGU
Molecule: messenger RNA, 1137 nt
Organism: Carassius carassius (crucian carp)
Lineage: Eukaryota; Metazoa; Chordata; Actinopteri; Cypriniformes; Cyprinidae
Gene: mlnr
Product: motilin receptor
Exons: 2
Coding region: 1-1056 (351 amino acids)
Biological process (GO): G protein-coupled receptor signaling pathway
Cellular component (GO): plasma membrane
Molecular function (GO): G protein-coupled peptide receptor activity
Source: RefSeq, a predicted model, not a curated record